AGAGGACAUCUGAAUGGCUAAUUGGCUGUUUGGUCUGCAGGACCUUCUGGAUAUACUUUUUCUUUUAAAAAGUAUAACUAUGCUGCUUCUUAACCGACUCCACAACCAAAAUACAAGUUGCAGAAGAAAUUUAUAUGCCUUGUUUGGUCUCUCCAACUACCAAACACCUUUUGUCUAGUUCUCCUUUUCUUUUUCAAGAUUUUCACAUUUGAUGAAGUAAAACUACUUCAUUGGUAAUUUGACAGCCUAAAAAGUGAACUUUUGAAGAUUGGCGCUGCAAAAUUUAUUGCUGUAAAGGUGAGAAAGUAUCUAGAGGAGCACUUUUACUUACGAAUAGUAUAUUGAAUCAUGGCUGAGGAGUAAAGCAAAGAUCUCUAAAAUGAUAUUCUUACACUUGAAGUGUGGUCUUGUAGAAAAUGAAACACCUUUAUCUACUUCCAAGCCAAGCCAUAUAACCCCACUAAAUCCUCCAUUUUCAGCACUAAUACAUACAUAUAAAUUAAUACUCUAUGGUCUCCCUUGAUUUAUGUGAAUCUAGAAAUACAGAAAAAAAUACCAGAACCCCCUAAAUCAUGGCUAAGAUACUCCUCUGCUUGUUUCUUGUUUUGCUAAUGGCGGCUCAUGGAGCUGCAAAAACCGAUUUAUCAGAUGAAGUCUUCCUGUCAGAGUUUGGGGAUCUGGAUGUUGAAGACGGUGAUGAAGCCGAGUUUGAGGAUUUGGAUCGUGGCAACAAGAUUCUUGUCAAUGUGGAUAGCUUUGGUGCAGUUGGUGAUGGGGCUUCAGAUGACACGAAGGCUUUCGUUGAUGCGUGGAAACAAGCUUGUUCAACACGAAAAUCAGUCUUCUUGGUCCCUGCAGGACACAGUUAUCUAGUAAAUGCAACAAGGUUCCGAGGGCCUUGUGUGGGCAGAUUGAGAGUCCAGAUUGAAGGAACUAUAGUAGCACCAGGUGAUCCUAACAACUGGGAUUUUACAAAGAAUGGACGAAUUUGGCUUGGCUUCUUUAACUUGACAGGAGUUACUUUGCAAGGAGGAGGAUUUAUUGAUGGGUCUGGCAGCAAAUGGUGGGCAGCUUCCUGCAAGAAGAACAAGACUAAUCCUUGCAGAGCAGCACCUACUGCAUUAACUAUAUACGGGAGCUCAAGUAUAAAGGUGAAGGGCCUAACAAUCCAAAAUGGCCAACAGAUGAAUUUCGUCAUUUCUCGAUCAGAGUCCAUACGUAUAACUGGUGUUACGGUUUCUGCUCCUGAAGACAGUCCUAAUACUGAUGGAAUCCAUAUAACUGAAUCUACAAAUGUUGUACUCCAGAAUUCCAAAAUUGGAACAGGUGAUGAUUGUGUCUCUAUUGUCAAUGCUAGUUCCAAUAUCAAGAUGAAGAGAAUUUACUGUGGACCUGGCCACGGAAUAAGCAUCGGGAGCCUUGGUAAGGACAACUCUGUUGGUAUAGUUACUGGGGUUGUACUUGAUAAUGCAUUUCUCAGAGGUACCACAAAUGGUCUGCGGAUCAAGACAUGGCAGGGAGGAUCAGGUUAUGUGCGUGGAGUGCGCUUCCAAAAUGUAAUGAUGCAAGAUGUUUCCAAUCCUAUCAUCAUUGACCAAUUCUAUUGUGAUUCACCAAAGUCUUGCCAGAACCAGACAUCUGCAGUCGAGAUAAGUGAGAUAGUUUACCGGAAUGUUAGUGGUACUUCAAAGAGCAAAAAUGUAAUCAAAUUUGCAUGUAGCGACAACGUGCCUUGCAGCCACAUUGUUCUGAACAACAUCAACUUAGAGACCAGAGAUGGUACUGCUGAGGUCUACUGCAACUCUGCCACAGGGAUCAGUUAUGGUUAUAAUCAUCCAUCCGCAGAGUGUCUCAACUCCGACGACAAGGAAAUUAAGCAGAAAAUGGAAUCAAGGGAAGAAUACAUCGUUCAUACUGAGCUAUGAAUUGCCUUCCACAUGCCAUCAUCACUCCAACCUGACGAUUUAUUGUAGCAGAUAUUUUUAAUACACAUCUCGUAGUUUAGUGCUUACUGAUUUGAGUAAUCUCAGAUUCUGAGAUUUCUAACUAGAUAAGAUAACAGCUAUGUACUGUUCUACAGGGAUUCAUUAAAAAUAUUUAUAAAUACGAAUAUAUUUUAUACUUAAUUUUUUU
This is a messenger RNA of Lycium ferocissimum, 2133 nucleotides long. Its product is annotated as probable polygalacturonase At1g80170. Bases 573 to 1925 code for a protein of 450 amino acids. Gene Ontology annotation, molecular function: polygalacturonase activity. The transcript has 9 exons. The record is from RefSeq and is a predicted model, not a curated record. Lineage: Eukaryota; Viridiplantae; Streptophyta; Magnoliopsida; Solanales; Solanaceae. Gene Ontology annotation, biological process: carbohydrate metabolic process.